Messenger RNA from Acanthaster planci (crown-of-thorns starfish), 7553 nucleotides. RefSeq names its product phosphatidylinositide 4-phosphatase SAC2-like. The record is from RefSeq and is a predicted model, not a curated record. Lineage: Eukaryota; Metazoa; Echinodermata; Asteroidea; Valvatida; Acanthasteridae. Gene Ontology annotation, molecular function: phosphatidylinositol-4-phosphate phosphatase activity. Gene Ontology annotation, biological process: regulation of endocytic recycling; phosphatidylinositol dephosphorylation. Gene Ontology annotation, cellular component: early endosome; clathrin-coated endocytic vesicle.
GAGGUAGUUGUGUGUUUGACAUAAGCAAUGAUCGUGGCGAAGAACUGUACCACUAAAUCACGGAUCUUUUGCGGUUGAUGAUGAAUGAUCCACCCCUGGUUAGACAUAGCCACUGGGUAGUACUAACAGAUCUGUCUGACCACAGUAUGUGUGAUUUGGAGUUGUUUAUGUGAUCAAACAAUGGAACUUUUUCAGACGGACGAUCACUACAUUGUGCAGGAUGGCCAACACAGUUUGUGGUGUAGUCGAUCUGACGGAAAACUCGACCCGCAAGAAGGCUCAGCCCUUGCUAAUGCAUGGAAUCCUGUUUGCCUUGGAACUGUGGAUGGUGUCAUUGGCAAGAUAAAAGUGCAUCCUGAUUCUAGCUGGAGGCUGCUGUUGAUUAGUGGUCAGCGAUUGGUCGGUUCGUUGCCAGGGGGACAUCAUGUCUACUGCAUCACACGCAUUGCCAUCCUACCCCUCUCUGAGAGCAGUCAUCCUGAUAUUGAUAUCGAGAGAUGUUCCAAGCAUCAUUUUGGGAUGAAGAAAACCAAGAUGAUAAUGAAACCAGCAACAGCUCAACAGAAAGCUCUGACUAAGACCUGGAAUAGCAUCAAAGCCGUCACUCAAGUCAGAAAGAAAGAGGUCAAAGAGAGAGAGAAACAUGAGAGACGAAUCACGGAGGAACUGCUCAAGAUGUUUACUGAUUCAGAGUGGUUUUACUACACCCGGACUGGUGACCUGACCAACACUUUACAGCGACAACACACAGGAGAAACGAAACAUGACUGGGAUGAGCGAUUUUUUUGGAAUCAACACAUGCUUCAAGAUAUCUUUGCCUGCACGGACAAGGAUUUAGCUGGUCAUUGGACGGUUCCUAUCAUCCAGGGUUACGUCAGCAUCAGAGCCUGUAAGAUGAUUUUUGAGGAAGAAGAUGAGAAUGGAUUAAGUUCCAGCUGGACACCGGAGGAAUUGUCAGAAUUCAAGCUUAUCCUCAUUUCAAGACGGAGCAAACACAGGGCAGGGACUCGAUACAGAAGGCGAGGUAUUGAUGGCACAGGUGCUUGUGCUAAUUACGUGGAGACGGAACAAAUCAUCCAGACACGGGAACACUCUGUGUCCUUUGUCCAAGUUCGUGGCUCCAUGCCUGUCUUUUUUACUCAGCCAGGGAUUAAGUACAAACCACCCCCAAGGCUAGAGAAAGAUGAGGAUGAAACCCGUCCUGCCUGCGAGGCACAUUUUGAGGAGCAGACCGCCCUCUACAGGCGGGUUGUCAUCAUCAAUUUAGUGGAGCAGGUGGGACGAGAAGACAUCAUUGGCCAGGCUUUCAUGAAACAGGUUUUGUUGUUGGACAGUCCCUUGCUGACCUAUGUAACAUUUGACUUUCAUGAUUAUUGUCGUGGGUUGAAGUUUGAGAAUGUGUCUGUUCUCAUCGAUAGUAUAAGGGACAUCAUCAAAGAUAUGAGAUUUUGUUGGAUCGACGGACAAGGUGUGAUACUUGAGCAGCGUAGUGUGUUCAGAGUCAACUGUAUGGAUUGCUUAGAUAGAACUAAUGUUGUCCAGACAGCACUUGCUAGAGCUGUGCUGAGUAUGCAGCUUCGUAAGCUAGGCAUUCUCCUACCAGACCAGCGAUUACCCCCAACCGUCAAACAAACAUAUCAGGACAUGUGGGCCAGCAAUGGGGAUAUCAUCAGCCGUCAGUACGCUGGCACCGCAGCGCUAAAAGGUGACUACACUCGGACUGGAGAGAGGAAAUUUACCGGCAUGAUGAGGGACGGUUACCAUUCAGCUAACCGUUAUCUGCAGAAUCAGUUUAAAGAUGCAUAUAAACAAGUUACAAUCGAUCUGAUGCUUGGCAAUGAGGAGGUUUUAGAAGAUCUCUCUGUCAUCACUGAGCAGAAAGUGAGCGAUGAAGAAGCAGCUGAAGAAGUCUGGAGCAACGUUAAGGAGGAAAACAUCACCCAGUUGACACAGCAUUGCCUGAAGCUACUUGUCCCUAAACACGAAGUGAAACAUUAUAUUGGAGGCUGGGUGCUCAUAAACUGUGAUCCUAUAGAUCCCGAGGAGUCUGAUGAAGAAGAUCGUGAUGUCAUUCUACUCAUCACAGAGAAAGCUUAUUACAUCGCAAACUAUGAUGAUGAGGCAGAGAAAAUUACACAAUAUGAGAGGAUUAACAUUGAAGACAUGGAAGCUAUAGGAAUAGGAUCUGCUGCGGCUUUCUUCAGUAACACCAAAGACAAAUGCAUCCGUGUGUAUCACUCCUUCUGUGGAGAUGGUGAUUACUUCCACACCUUGAAAGUGCUUCCUGGACGCAACAAGCAUGAGUCAGAUGAUAUUUUACACAAUGUGAUUGAAGCAUUUGCUCGUGCCAGAUCAUCAAACACCCUGGGGUUAAAGGUCAUUGAGGACAAAAUGGAAAGGAAAGCAAGGAAAGUGCCCCAGGAGUUAAUCAAACUCACCUCCCAAAAACGUUUAACCAUGUGGCUCCAAGACAAGUUUGUCCCCGAGAUGGUCAUCAAGAAACAUAGUGAGCCUCGGGACAGACAGCCACGACGACCUGCCUCUAGACCUGGCCCUCGGACAGCGGCUGUCUCCCGCUACCUACAGAGCGUGAGCAACAAGGUGACCAACCUGAACCUAAUCCAGCGAGCUAGAAAUAAAAAGAAGAACUUGGGGAAUGUACCACAUACACUCAUCUACCAGAAGAGCACUGACAGUGAUGCCACAGAAGAAGACGGGAGCGUCCGAAUUGAUUGUGAUAGAAAUGAUGUUGACACCUAUGAUGAUUUUGACGAUAGUCCCUACUCCUCAUCAACAGAUACAUCUUAUGAUGCCUUGAGCAUCGGUGACUGUUUGGAGAUUCUUGGCGGGAAUAUUCCCAACUAUCCACAGGAGAAUCCUGAUGAUCCCAUCAUGCUAAACGACGGCGAUAUCAUGUUGCCAACCUGUGGGGAACUUGCCACAGAUCCCUGCCGCAAUCAACGUAGCUUCAAGAGAAGACACAUCACACCACGGAAGAAGCAUUCCAAAGGUCACGCAGCCUAUGAUGAUAGGAUCGUGGAUCCAGACAAGUCCAAUCCAGAUGGGUUGGUGGAAUGCAAAGAUGCAGACUUGAAACUAGACUAUGAUAAUGACAGGAUUCUGGACCAGGCAAAGCAAGUAGACAAAGUAUCAAGUGAGGAUGGUGUCACAAACCAAGACGGGAUGUCAGAACUAUCAGACAGUCACCUGCCUGAUCAUAAAACAGGCAUUGAUUCAAAAUCAGAAGCCUUAAGUCUUCAUGAUCAAAGAUUACAAGAUAGCAUGAACCAUGAAACGGCUGACGAAGGGAAAAUAUCAGAAAGUCUUCAACACAGGAUUCCGGAAUUUCAUGAUCAUUUACCAGUUGACUCUCGUAGUUUUUCAGAAAAUGGGCGAAGUGGUAACACACUUGCUGAAGAUGAAGCAUCAAUAGACUAUGAAGGUCAAAGGUCAGGGUCUCCUCUCUUCAAACCUGAGCUACAAGUCUCAGAGCUUGCCAACGAUAAUGAUGAAAUUUUGGUCACAAUGAAUCCUCUUCCUGAAGUCCUGCCAAUUGAUCUACGAGACUUGAAGACAGCUCCCCGAUCUCUGGUCACAAAAUCUCCUCACAAAUCUCACAGUGAGAAUUCCUUAGCUGACCUUCUUGCAGGCAAGGGGAACCAAGAGAUGGAGAAAGCAGCGGAUGUCGAUAACACGGCACAGACCAAGGAAGAGGAACAGACCCAGCGCAAAUUCAAAAACCCCUUCCGCAACAUCAACUUGAAUAUGAACUUUACCCGAGCAAGCAGCAUCCGAGCUAGCCAACGUAAGGCUAAGAUGCUAAUGGAAAUGCAGAUGAGGUCACAGAAUUGCCGAACCAGGUUUCUCCAGCUGUAGCGAUGUUGUUUGUAAUCCAACCCCAUGUAAUUUAGGCUCAGUGACAGUACCAUGCUGGGAGUCCAUAUAGAGACCAGAUUUUUAUGGUGUUCAAAUUUCAUGUGACACCAGGUUCCAGCAGUGUAAGUUAUAGUAAUUUGUAUAAAUUUAGUAAAGUUGAAUAAAGUUGCCCGAGUCAGCUGAGAUGUUAAAUGUACAUAACAAGGUCACAAUGAAACUUAAUUUAUAACUGUUUCAGGAACAUAAAAAAGGAUUAGUGGUUCUAGUUACUCUGGUUAUCCAUAUCGACCAGUAAACUGCAGGUAAACUGUCACAGACUACGCAGGUCUUAGUAGUAUAAACUGGUUUACAUUAGUUUGUCCAUCUAACUAGGAACGUAGGUCUAGUGUUAUCCUAAUGUAAAGGAAAUUACAAAUAUUACUUAAUAAAACAAUGAACUGGAUAUAGCCAAAAAUUAAACUGAAAUGAUAGAAAUAGACUUUAUUCGGCCAGAGGUGCAGGAAGUCAAUUUUUGUAAGUCUAUUAAAGCCAAGUCACAAGUCAUUUGGUCCAGUCACAAGUCAAGUCACAAGUCAUUUGGUCCAGUCACAAGUCAUUUUGUCCAGUCACAAGUCAAGUCACGAGUCAUUUAAUCACAGGUCUAGUCAAAUCAAGUCACAAGUCAAUUUCGUCCAAAUACCGGCAAGUCAUGAGUCUUUUUGUCCAAGUGCAAGUUUAGUCAUGGAUGUGUGAUUUUAAGCCACAGCCAGUGAUUCAGAUGUGGCCUUGGGCAGACAAGACCAAAGAAGGAGUUGUGAGCCGAGCGAAGUCAUACGCUGAUUAUUUUAAGAAACGCAAGGCGUAAGUUGAUAGGCCAAAUUUAAAACAUUCAUGGGUUUGAUUAAGUUUCUGAUUUUUGUUGAUAACGAGUCAUAAUGUGCAAGUCCAAGUCAAGUCACAAGUCCAAAACUGAUAGUCACAAGUAAAGUCAAGAGUCACAAAAAUAAGUACUUGAAUCCAAUCAAGUGACUUGAGUCUGUAGCUCUGCAUGUAGCUAAACAAAUGGAUCUUUAAGACGUGUGUUUUGCCGUUUCAUGUGACGCUGUUAAUGGUUGGAAGAAUAAUAUGUAUGUAUAACAAUGAUUGAAGUUUUUCACCCUGAGACAUGUCCCAUUCCACUUUCUUAUUUCCUGUUCCAUCACCCUUGCCCGUUUGAAUUACAGUGAAGAGUUCACGAAACAGGAUGUUUCACCAAGUCCGUGUCCGAAUCACUCGGCUGCCGCUUCAAAUUACACGCGACUCUAUGGGAACUGGCUGCAGCCACUGCUAUAGACUCGUGCGUAACAGUAGGCUUUAGCCAAGUAAUUCAGACGUGGCCUAAUUCAACCUUUUAACGACAAUGCAUUUAGCCACACAUGAUAUCAAAUAGAAAUGAAUUGAGCUACCCUUUGUAAAAUGACACUAAUAUUUCAUUAGAGUGUACUCAUCUUUGGCACAAAGUAUUUUUUGAGGUAUUCAAAAAUUUAAAGUAUUUUUCCGUCUGUUUUUAUAGCUACAUGUUCCAUAUUUAUAGACUCUUAAACAUGUAAAUAGAAAACUUGAUUCAGUAACUUUUAGCGUAGAAUUUUAAAUGAUGGUCAUUCAGCCUUAACGUUAAUCUUAUAGAUUUCAAUCACAGAUGAAUCACUGUCUUAUUUUCCUCUAUUCCUCCAACCUAGACUUUUAAUGAACCGAAGCAAACUUUCCCUAUCUCUUUUAACUGUUUCUGUGGGAAGGACCGGUUGGAGGCUGAAAAUUUUACAGAUGAAAUUCAAAAUGUCCAGCCUCUAAGUACAGACUUUGUAAGAAUGAAGUUAUCUCUGAAAAACACACAUGCUUUAUGCACACAGUGGUUGUUUUCAAAUUAUACAUGCUAGGAAACUUUUUUUAAAAAGAUUGCGAAGUGCUUUUUAAAAAUUUCUCAGGUUUUGACUUAAGAAUUAAUUUAAAGUCUUUUCAGUUGAACAGUUGCAUUUGCUACAAGAAAUGGCAUUUUGCAGUGCAACUAGUUAUGUCAAUGUGUGUGAUGCAUUUGCAGCAUUGUGUCUUGCCAAGGUUACCUCAUAUAUUGUUUUUUAGAGCAUCAUUUGCAUAAAUUGUAUCCAUCUGGCAUAUUUUAAAGUUUUUGUGAAGUCAGUGUUUCAUAGAUGGUGUCAAAUUGUGUGUAAAAUGUGAUAAAGCAUUGAAGUUCCAGUUCCGGGUCACAAUUCUGUUUAUUAGCAAGAUGGAAAAAUGGAGUGAUUUAAGUGAAAAUAUGUCAGUGAUAUUGAUUAACUUAAAUAUUUCAACAGCAUUGUGAGCCGUCUAUUUUUAGCAUUGCUUUUGAGUCAUGCUCAUUAUGCAUGAUAUGAUUUAGAUCCUUCAGUAAAGACAUGUAAUUUUCUCAAGGUAAGUACAUUUGCACAAUGAGCCUCAAGUUAGACCGAGAGAGGUCGCAGUUUUCACAGCUAUGGAAGCUCCUUUGGUUGGAACUGAACUUAGCUGGUUCAUGAACGACUAGGAAAUGCAGGCGUCAUGGUCGCAUGUGCACCAACAAAAUGAACACUUCCGACCGAAGUAGCUCUUUUCAAUCAACCCCACCCCCAAGGUUGUAUGUAAAAAUCGUAUUGAAAUUGGAGGACUUGGGACUGCUGGGGUUCAGGAGAGGGUACUUCUGCUCAAAGCAGAUUACUGGCUGCAACAUGAAGCAGACGUUUCAACUUUGAGACCACUGCACAGGAUGAAAUGAUAAUUGAUGGGGUAACUUCAGCUGACGAAAACACCCUCCUGUUUGGAUAAAAGGAAUCGAUGAUUGCUGUAUGUUAAUAGUUGUCCAGAAUUCAGGAAGACUGUAACAAUGUGACCUGCUUUCAGGAUGUCCUCACCAGCGUAUUGUCAGAUUUUUAUGCAAAGGUGUUGAGAAACCUCAUUUUACCACUUACAGUGACACUUAAAAUUAUCUGCGUCUCGUGUUAUCUCAUUGAAAUAUUUUUGUCAUGAAAUUUAAACCUCUCACUUGUGUUCUAUAUUUAUCCAUCAAAUUAAUUACUCUAUUUAUUUAUAGUUUGAUACUGCAGAUAUUUCUGGGAAAUAUAACUACAUGUACAUGCAUUUUUAUUCAUAAUUUAUUCUACAGCACACUACUGGGUAUCGCCAGUAAUUUAAUGGUAGUCACAUAAGUGUGUUAGUACUUUGCAUCAAUACAUUACUUACCCUGUCAGUGAGUGGAAAUGGUUUUGUCCAAAGUUGUGUCUAUGAGUUGCCUUAGGGAAUGUUUUCCCUGCUUUUUACAUGGACGUGUAGGUGUACGGCAGCCUAGAUAUUUAAGUGAAGGUGUGAAUCUUUCACGGUUGCAUCAUUAUUGUUGUAGAUAUUAUAUGCAAAAUUUGCAUGCUAUUUACUAUAUUUGUGCCGAAUGCCAGGUUUAACACUAAGUUUUGUCUUUAUUUAUUCAGGAUUUCAAUUUCAGCCCUGUUCAGAGUUGUCAUAUUUACCACUCCAAGAUCGCGGUGCACUUGUACUUUUGUAGUAUUUGAAUUGAGUGUGAUACAUAUCCGUGUAAACGGAAGGGAAAAUUGUUCUGUAUAGAAUAAACACAAAAAUGUACAGUCAUGAAUUCAGAAAAAAAAUCCUAUUGUUAUUCGUUUUUCUGUAAAUAAACAUUAAUUUUGACAACACCA